GUCCAGGCCAGCUGAGCAGUGCUCAGUUCAUAUCGCGUUACCUGCUCUGGAAGUGAUCUGACUCACCAAGUCCUUCGCGAGCCCUCACGUACCUCGCUCUGGUAGCAAGCGACGACCACUGACCAAGGCUCCGGUACACGAUGAACCAACGACAAGCAUUAUUAGCUGUACUAGCUGCCAUUAUUAGCAUUGCUUCCGCGGCUGUGAGCGUGGAGCACUCGCUAGAUGGUGGCGCGACUUUCUUGCCCGCUGGCAAGGUGGUCGGCAAUGUGCUCUCGGAUAUGGUGGUGAACUGGGAGCGCCCCGCGCUGUCGGAUGCCGAGCUGGCUAAGCUGGAGAAGGCUGCGCAGUCCAAUGGGCUGUACCUGCUGCGUGUCAAGGCUGACAAGUCCGAGCUGCUGAGCUCCGUGCCGGCGUCCUGCCUGCUGGGGGACAAACUGUUCGAGAAGGCCGAGGUGGCGGUGGACCGCGGUGGCCAGCUCCUGUCCUUCAACUACGCCAUCACCGACUGCGCCAAGCGCGCCGCCGGCACCGCCACCGGCGCCUCCGCGCCUUCCCCCUCGGAGGAGGGUGUGGGCACGCGGCCCCCCAGCCUGCCCGUGCGCGUGGUUUUGCCGCGCCCCGGGCCCGCGCUGCUGGUGCCCGAGUUCGUUGGCGAUUUCGUGGACGUGAACGUCGAUGCCGACCUGACCACCACGGGCACACUGGACCCAGGAGCCAAGCCGCGCGCGCCCGUGCAGGGCCAGGCCGCACGCAAGGGCGCCCCGCCGCCCAAGGACGAGCGCACGUGGCUUCAGAAGAACUGGAUGUUCGUGCUGGCAGGCGCCAUGAUGGUUUUCAACAUGGUCAUGAAGGCCAACGCGCCCGAGGGUCAGGCCGGCGCUGCCCCGGCGGCAAGGCCCGGCGGCGCGCCGGCGGCUGGCGGCGGCGGCCCGCGGCGCUGAGCAUUGGCGCAAGGCAUGGGAAUGGCUCGAGGGUAGAUGUGUGCAGGCGGUGGUGGUCAGGCACUCGGGGUCGGGUCCUGGCGUCGUCGGGUUUGUGCUGGGGGCUGUGGGGCGCGGCACGGCGUGACGUGGAGCCACUGCGUGUGCCGACGCUGCGGCGUUGCCGCACGAUGCACCUGUCUGGGUAAUGCAUUGAAGCGUGGUUGCUGGUUCUUGGAGGUCUCAAUGCUUUUGAGAGCGAAAAGCGUCGCCAUGGGUAGGGAGCGGCAUGGGCACCGGUUGGAAGACAUGUUGCUGCAGCUCAGCUGCCAACAGCUGCAAGGCAGUAUAAAUUCACUGCAACAUGUCAAACGGGCUGUCUGCACCUACAACUAGGACCGCAACGAGGCUGCGCGAGAAACUGUUGAGGGUCGAUGAGCUGGGCUAUGCGGACGAGCUGUUCCUUGUUCUGGAUCGGCACUGGGAGAAGCUGGGCUACCAUUCUGGAGCAUAUAGUAGCGACUAUGACGACGCGGUCCUGGCCGGCGCGGUCGGGGCGCACGUUAUCGCGGCUCAUACGCUGGCUCGAGGUGGCGCAACGUCUACCGACCAGCAGGCUGCUUGGAAUUGCUUCACCAAUU
Chlamydomonas reinhardtii is the source of this 1564-nucleotide messenger RNA. RefSeq lists its product as uncharacterized. Lineage: Eukaryota; Viridiplantae; Chlorophyta; Chlorophyceae; Chlamydomonadales; Chlamydomonadaceae. Bases 141 to 944 code for a protein of 267 amino acids. The transcript is spliced from 7 exons. The record is from RefSeq and is a predicted model, not a curated record.